UAUGGCUGGCAAUCAAGCUCCAAGCUAUUUUGUGUGGGAAGUCCUUUUUACAAUGUGCAUCAUGGCGUUGGGACUCUUGCUUCUAGCACUUCUCAUCGGAAACAUACAGGGCUUUUUUCAGUCUCUUGGCAUGAGGAGGCUAGAAAUGAUAUGUAGAGGCCGCGAUGUUGAGCAAUGGAUGAGAGGUCGUCGUUUACCAGAAGAUCUCAAAAGGAGAGUACGAGUGGCUGAAUGGUAUAGUUGGCAUGCAACAAUGGGUGUUCCUGAGAGUAUGGUUCUCAAGAAUUUGCCAGAAGAUCUCCAGACAGACAUAAGACGCCAUCUCUACAAAUUUGUUAAUAAAGUUCCAAUUUUGUCUCUGAUGGAUGGGGGUGAACCUUUCUUAGACGCCAUUCGUGAGAGACUAAUACAGACGACAUACAUUAAAGGAAGUAGAAUUCUCAGUCAGGGUGAUCUUGUACAGAAGAUGGUGUUUAUUAUGCGUGGAAAAUUAGAGAGCGUCGGAGAAGAUGGAAGUUCGGUUAUGUUAUCAGAAGGGGAUGCUUGUGGUGAAGAACUUCUAAGAUGGUAUCUUGAACAGUCUUCUGAAAGCAAAGAAGGUAAGCAAGUAAAGAUUCAAGAACAUGACUUAAUUAGUGACAGAACAGUAAGAUGCUUAACCAAUUUGGAGGCAUUUUCACUCGACGCUAAAGACAUUGAAGAAGUCACAACUCGUUUUUCAAGAUUCUUGCAGAGCCCUCGCGUUCAACAAGUCAUAAGGUAUGAAUCACCUUAUUGGAGAUUCCUUGCAGCAAAAAGAAUUCAGGAUGCAUGGAGAAACAUGAAGAAGUGUCUAAGUCAAGCUAAUACCACACAAAAUGAUUAUCAAACAUUAAGAGCCGAGCCUCCAAAUUCUUAGGACGACCCUGAUGAUUGUGUUAUGUUAGGCAUGAAUCGCCUUAUGGGAAAUCACAUAGACCAAACAGAAUUCAGAUAGCAUGGAGAAACAGGAAGAAGAGUCUAAGACGAGCUAAUGCCACACAGUGAUUAUCAAACAUUGAACUCAGACUGUACUCUAAUGUUUGAUUCACUGUACUUUUCCAUGAACUCUAUUGUUUGUAAUUUCUAGUCCUCGAAAUAGAAUAGUGGUAUGUUUAUAGGGAGUUAUAAAGUACACUACUAGAAAGUCCUUAUUUUUCUAUGGAUUUUUCCAAAGAUUUAGGCGUUUAGGUAAUACCUUUGUCAGAUAUUGUUUCCAAACUUUGAAAUCCUCAGGUAAUUUUCUGCUGAAAUUAUCCGCAGAAAAAGUGAAAAUAUCCCGCAAAAAUUUAGUUGUUGAUUGUAGU
This is a messenger RNA of Medicago truncatula (barrel medic), 1325 nucleotides long. Its product is annotated as probable cyclic nucleotide-gated ion channel 20, chloroplastic. The record is from RefSeq and is a predicted model, not a curated record. Bases 2 to 898 code for a protein of 298 amino acids. NCBI's taxonomy places the organism in Eukaryota, Viridiplantae, Streptophyta, Magnoliopsida, Fabales, Fabaceae. The transcript has 7 exons.